AUGGUUGUGAUAGGUGGAGAUCAAGGUUAGUUGAUUUUUUUUUGGGGGGGGGGGAGGUUAAAAAAUGAAAACUUUUGAAAAGUUGUAAUCGAUUCGGGAAAUUAACCAAUGAGUUUCUCAGUGAAUAGUAUCACGAAUUUUAGUUCUAGUAUAUUUUUUUUUGAAUUUUGGAAUAUCAUAUUCUGGACCAGAAUAUUGGAAAAUAUUUGCUGUUUCAAAAAUGAUAUAAUUUUUUACAAAUUUUGUGGGUUUUUGAUCGAUAAGGUAGAGAUUCGUAUCCCGAAAUUUUUUUGAAUUUGGAAUUUGUUUUUGAUUCCAAAAAUAUUGAAGAAAAAUACACUGUUUCAAGUCAUUUUUUAAUGUUUAAUUUUGUAUUCUUUUGAUUUGAAUCCCGUAAUUCUUAAAUCUUCUCGAAAUUCCUACAAAGGCAACAGUUUUUGCCUAAGAAUACAGUAAUCUUCCAUCAUUUUCCACCUGAAAAUCCCCAUUUUCCACCUAAAAAACUUCAUUUUCCACCCAGUUUUUUGUCUUUAAUUUGUCUCCACCACUUCUUCUUCUUCGUUUUUCUUCAUUUUUUUCUUCUGCGCCGCCCAAAUAAACCCAUCAGAGCCUGAAAAAAUGGAAAAGGAAAACAUUUUUCUUCUCUUUUUUUCCAAAAAAAACGAUUAGGACCUUUUUUUGUUGAGCAAAGGAAAACUUGUGGAAAAGGAGGAUUAGAUGAACCUAAUUUGGAGGCACGGCAAAAAAAUGAGAAAAAAGUUGGGGGCUCUAUUUUUGGGUGGAUUUUUUCGAAAUUUGAAAUUUUUUCUCAUUUUUUCCCUUCAAAUUUUGACCUCAAAAACCUAAAAGACUCAAAAAUCCUCAUUUUUCACUUUUUUUUCAUCUUCAAAAAUUUUUUUCGAAAGAAAAAAAUGAAAAAUGUCAAAAGAUUAUUUUGUUUCUUCAUUUUUUGCUUGUCAAAUGUUUGCUUUUUCAUUUUUUUUUGCGAAAAAUAUAUCGUGGGUUUUUUUUUUCGCGAAUCUGAAUCGAAUUCGAGAAAAACACAUGAAAAAUUUAUAGGAGAUAAAGAAAAAUAAAAACUGAAUUGGAAAAAUAAGGAGAGUAAAAAACAACAUCUAGUUGGAAUUUUUUUGAAUUUCAAUUUAAUUCUUCCCUCCUGAAAAUCCCUGAUUUUUGUUCAUGUUUCCCCCAAAAAAAUCCGAUUUAUUUUCGUUUUGCUGAAAAAAAAGUCCACAGGAAAUUCUCGAAUAAAAAUGCAAAUAAGAAGAAGCUGAAGAAGUUUUUCGUCUUUUUUUUCAAUCGAAAAAAUCUUUAGUUUCCUGGAAAUUUGAUGCCAUUUUCCCCCUUCUUUUCUGCUCAUUUUUCUUGAUAUAAUCUAGAUACUACGUCAAUUUUUUCUCAAAUUUCAUUCCAAAAAAAUGUUUCGAACUUCCAAAAAUUGCAAAAGUCUUAAGUUAUUACGUCAAUUUCGAACAUUGUCUACGCAAUUCAUCAACUUUUUUCUGAUAAAAAUUUUUCUGAUAAUUUUUUUGCCUAUUUUUAACACUAAACAGAUCCCUGAACCAAAAAUUUCUGUUUUUUUGCCGAAAAAAUUUGAGCAGAUUAAUUUUUUCUCUAUUUUUCCAGAUGAGGAAAAACAACAAAUCUUUUUUUUCUGCUUUUUCCGUGUUUUUUUGGAUCUGAUUCUGGAAAUUGCUUUUUAUGGUUGCAGAUUAGAUUUUCUAGAGAAUUUUUUGGUGAAAAAUUUAUAAUGUAUUAGAAGUUCCUACAAGUCAUAGAAAAAAACGUUCCUUUUUUUCGCAAUUCUUUGAUCUUGAAAUCUACAAAAAAACAAUUUUUUUUCAUUUUUCAUUUUCGAUCUGAUAUAUAUUUUUUCUCGCUUCUUUUUUUUAUUUUUUCAUUCAGCAAUCUUCAAGUUCCAUCUAUCUAUUUUCUCACAUUUUUUCGUCGUUCAAGGAAAAAAAAGAAAAAAAUCGACGUCAGAAAAAAAAGAAGAAGGAGAAAAUGCGAUUUUGCGCAUAUUUUAACUUUUUUCCCUUUCUCCUAUUUUUUUGUGAUGCUCCUUGAGAGCUUUUUUGCUGCUCUCAAGAGCAAAAAUGGAGCACAGGAGAGAUGAAUUGAUGAACAUUUUUUAACUGAAAGUUUCAGAAUUUUUGGAUAAAAAUUCACUGUUUCAUGAUAUUUUUGUAUUGAAAUUCUGAUGUUUCCAGCAAUUUCGAUAACACUGUUAUGGGGCUAUUCAUGUAUUUUCUCAGCAUGUUGAGAAAACAGGAGAAAUGCGGAGGAAAUACAUUUUCUCCGCUUUUUUCGUAUUUUCUCAGCCUACCUGAAUAGGUUUUCUCCGCUUUUCUCCCGUUUUCUCAGCGUUGAAAAAUAACAUGAAUAGCCCCAUUAACAAUAAUAAUUUGAAAACUUCUAGAAAAAUUCGAAUUCGUUUCAAACUUCUGAAAAAUUUCAGAUUCAAAAUUUACAGACUCUGAAGCUUCAAAAUAUUGCAAACAUUCUAUGUUUUCCCAAUUUUUGGUUGAAAAAAUUCACUGUUUCAUAGCUUAUUGUAAUGAUUUUUUGAUUUUGUUUUGUAAUUAAUUUCUGAAUCUAGGAUUUCAUGAUUUUUGACUAAAAUUAUCUGAAAAUCUGAUUUUUCUUGUUUUUUUUAUUUAUCUUUUCGUUUUUCUCUCAAAAAAUCUCCGAUCUCUCCAGCUUCACCUUCAUCCAAAACUCCCCAAAAAAUCAUGACUCAUGAUGAAGAUGAUGAACGUGAAGUAACAGUUUGUGGUGAAAUAAUUCACGAAAUCGAUGAGAAUGGAAAAAUUGGAAAAGUUACCCGGAAAGAAGUGACUGAAAUUGUAACUACCAUAAAUUCUGUUGAAAAUGCGCUGAAAAUUGAAAUUGAAGAGGAAAAAUCGGCGGCUGAUAGUAGUAGUUUAAGCGAGCAGCAGAGGAAUUGUGAGUUUUUUUGACGUCAAAACUGUAUAUUUUCUUUUGACAACCCAGAAAUCGAUACAUUCUUCUCACCUUCUUUCUUUCUUUUGUGAAAAAAAGUUAAUACGAUUUUUGUUCUGACGUCAUUCAAAAUGGUCGCAUUUUUGUUUGUCUUUGACCUUUCGAAACCUUUUUUUUGAAAUUCAUUUGGUUUUUGAAAAAGGAAAAAAUAUGGUUUUUACUUUACUCGAGUAUACUCGAGUUUGAGAAAAACCUAGAGGAGGGACUAGGAUUUAGCCGUGGGAAAAACUAGUCCCUCAAUUUUUUUUCGUGCUUUUUUUUAUCAAAAAAAGUUGACCAAAAUCAUUCAAUUUAGGCUAAAACAUGAAUUUUUCAUGUUUCAAAUAGUUUUUAAAAGAGAAAAUCCGAUUAUUCCUAUAGUUUUUUUGUCAAAAAAAAUCAUUUUUCACGAAAAAAACCGAUCAAAUUUCAAUUUUUCACAAAAACUAACGGAAAAAGUCAGAAAUUUAUCUGUUGGACUAGGAUUUAGACGUGGGAAAUCUAGUCCCUCCUCCCCACCUUCUAAUCUUUGAUUUUUGCAGCCCUGGAUUCACCAUCUGGUAGUACAUCCCGUGCCGGUUCAUCGGUUUCAGCCAGUCCAAUGCAUCGAAACACAACAUCACAACACGGCGGACUAUUCGUAUCGGCGCCCGGAAAAAUUAUACUUUUUGGUGAACAUGCUGUCGUUUAUGGAAGAGUUAGUUUAAUUUGGGGGAGGGUUGAGGGGGGAAACGACCUAAAAUUUGAAUUUUUGCUAAAAAAAAUAGUGAACAAAUAAGUAUUUAUGGGUGUCUAAAAUCCCGCGAAUUUCAUUAAAAAAUUACAAAGUCAAAAAAGAUGAAAAAGAGAUAAGAUGUUCAAGAAAUUUCCAGAAUUACCCUGAUUUAUUCGAUCCGCCAAAGCAACCUAAAUUGAAAAUCAAGAAAAUUGUGGAAUGUUUCUUCAAUUUUUGAAACACUCAGAGAAAGUCUGGCUUGAACGGCGCGGUCCGCGGACGAUUUUUUCCCAAUUUUUGAGUGAAAAUCAUUACGCGGAUUCAGCGAAAAAAAUUUCGCGGACAGCGAAACUUCAGCCAAAGAGAGUCUCAUUUCGCGCAUUCCGCGAAAUUUUUUGACUCGGAAAUUUGAUUUUUGAGUUUUUCGCGGAUCCGCGGAUGGACUCGAGAGGGAGGGUAUAAAAAGUAUAAAUUGUAUCGCGUACGCGACAACGAGGAUAGCGCAGCGAGGAAGAUGGAUGUCUACAAAACGACAGGAUUGGGAUCGAGGACGGGUUGGAACUACAAGUCAAUACUAACUUCUGAUAAUUAUCAGGGGUAGUGAAGCAUUUUUAUAUUUCGAGAGUGCAUUGCGCGGACGUUUCGCUAACAGCGGAGUAUACUUUCGCGGACGUUUCGCUAAAGUUCUUGUGUCAGCCGCGGAUUGGCAGAUUUCUGGGUUUCGCGAACCGCGCCGUUCAAGCCAGACCUUCUCUGAGCAGUGAAUUUUUUUCUUGGAAAAAUUUACUGUUUCAAAAAUUAUCCAUUAUUUUGGGAUUAAAUUUAUCCCAUUUUUUCUUCAGACAGCCAUCGCUGGCUCAAUCGACCUCCGAACCUAUGUUUCAUUAUACACAUCAGCCGAUGGUCGAAUCUACCUAAGUCUACCUGAUCUUGGUGUCGAAAAAACGUGGAUGUUGAAAGAUUUGCUAAAAGCCGCCGAUCGUUUAGCCGCCGAAUAUCCGAUUGAAGAAGAUCAACCGCCAAGUUUGGAAGUGCUCGUACCGAUCGCUCGAAAAUUGUCGGGAUCUUGUGAGGAUCAAUGCGGCGUACAACAUUUGGCCAUUUUGGCGUUUUGGUAUUUGCUCCUGGGUGUUGCGCAUCGCAAAAGGUGAGGGAUUUUUUUGAGAGGAGUGGGAAAAUUGAGAGAAGGGGAAUCUUUUCUGACACUAAAUAUGUCUAGGGAGCUGGAAUUUUAGGGAAAUUGAAAAUUAACUUUUCAAUCUAGAAUUCAAAUUUCCUCACCAGAAAAAUUCACUGUUUCAAAAAUUUCAUAUAUUUUUUUCUGGAUUUUUCAGAGUUGAUAACACAAAAGUUUGAAAACAAGCUUGAUUUUCAGAGUGUAAAAUUUCAGCCUUAGAUUCUCCAGACCUAAUUUUUGAACACAAAACCUGAAAUUAAGGGCUCAAAACUAAUAGCUAAAAUUUGAGCACCUGAUUUUUAGGUAAGAAAAAAUUCCCCCUCUUCUCACUUCCCAAACAAAAUGUGUGCAUUUUCUCAACACUAACCCCAUUUUUAUUGAUUUUUUUGAUGUUGUGCAGCUUUCAAUGUUGUUUUUUUUUCAAUUAAAAAACAUUUUCAAAACACCAAAGCAGCCAACAUUUUGUAGUUUUUGCGUUUUUCUUGCAGUGGUCUUGCACGUCUUGCUCGCGGACUUCCCGCUCCCGCUCUCCCCGAAGGUCUCCAUCGAACAAAUCUGAAUGUGAUGGCACAAUCGGCACCGCAUUCCGAAGGUCAAGCCGAACGAUCGGAAGCUGAAAUCGCAUUAUCGUUGCCGGUUCCACCGUUGACACCAUUGCCAUCGCCAACACCGAGUUCGACUAAUCAAACGCCGCCCACUUUUUUGUCGCCGAAAGAACAUCCCGGCAUUCAACAGUGUGUUUUUUGACUUUUUUUUCUGAUUUUUUGUGAUUUUUGUGAGGUGCAUGGUGAAAAUAUGCAUGAAAUUCGCACAAAAUUCGUUUUUGGCCGGAGUUUUUGAAGAUUCUAGAGGUUGUGAGGAUUCAGAAGCUCCUGAAGAAUCUGGAGAGGAUUCUGAAGCUUCUAAAGACUAUUUUGAAAAUCCUGAAGAUGAUUCAGAAGCUUCUUUAGAUUGUUCUGACGAUUUUGAAGGUAUCUGCACCUUUAAAACCGAUUUGUUUUUGAAAUUUGAAUUUUUGGCUCCCAGAACCUGAAUUUAAAAGCUCCGGACUAAUUUAUUGCUAAAGUUUGGGCCCUGGAGCUUAUUUUGGAGCAUUUUUCGAGUAUGUCAGAUGGAUUUUUGGCCCAAAAAAUUGAACUUAGUCCAACUCCUCACUUCUUCAAAAACUCCCAAGCCAUCAAAUUUUUUUCGAAAAUUUCCAAUUUUUCCCCAUUUUUCAUGAUUUUCUCAAUUUUCUAGAGAUCUUCUCGCUGUCAAAGCCACAGUUCGAUUCAAAUUGCCGAGUUGUGUUGGAUUGGGAUCAUCUGGAGCAUAUUGUGUUUGUAUUGCCACGGCGCUGCUCCAAACUGCCGGACUCAUUCCGCCACCAACGAUUGUGGUAGGUUUUUUGGGGGAAUUUUCCGGAUGCGGGGAUUGAUAAAUAUUUUUUUGUAUGUUUCACAAUGAGACAUCACUGAAAAAUGACCACAAUAUGGUUAUUUUAUUUUUGAAACAGUGAAAUUUUUAAAAACAUUUUUUAGCCCUGGUAGCUUGAAAAAAUGCUCUGGACCUCAAAUUUUGCCUAGAAAUUAGCCUAGAACCUAUAAAUUCCGAUUCUAGGCUCAAAAAGGCCUAAAAUUCAAAAUUUGAUCUAUUUUUCUUGUGUUGAAAAACACGAAAAUUUUUAAUUUCAUAAAAAAUUGUUAAGAGAAUUUUUAAAUAGUGAAUAUUCAUGUAAAAUUUUGAUUCUAACAUAAGAAAUUCAAAAUCAAAACAUUCAAAAAUAAUUCAAAGAAAUGUAAUUUUUGAAACAGUGAAAUUUUGUGAUUUUUUCUACCAUCUCACAAUCAACCACUUCCAGGAUUAACCAGAAAAUUCAAAAAUUUUAUUUCAAGAAAAUUUGAAACAGUUAAAUUUCUGAAAAAAAAUAAAAUUUCAAUUUAAUGACCAUUUUUAUCGAAAAAACUCUUGGAGCUGAAUCUAUAAUGAGCCCUUCCGCUCAAAAAUCAAGUCUGCAGCACAAAUUCUGGCUCAAAUAGAGCUCCUAGGCCUCAAAAUCUUGAAAAAAUGUUCUACAAGCUCAAAAGUAUGUCUCGAGCUCUAAAUUCAUUCAAAAAUGAUCCUGAGCUCAAAUUUAGCAUUUCGAAAUCAAAGAAAAAUCAGUGCAAAAUUGUUCGAAGAAAUUUUGAAACACAAACGCUAGAUUAAUCAGAAAUUUUCAAAAUACUAUUUGAAAAAACUGUGAAACAGUGAAAUUUUGAAAAAUAUUUUUGAGCAUUUUUCAAAGCUCAGAAAUAAUUUUAAAAUUGAAAUUUCGUGAUUAUUUUUCAAAAUCAAGGCUUGAAAAAGACAUUAUUCAGAGAAUUUCCAAUUUUUAUCUGGAAAUUUUUUGAAACAGUGAAUUUUUGCAGGCCGAUGAUACUGGUGACCUAACAUGGGAAGAUGAACAUUUGGAUAUGAUUAGAAAAUGGGCAACCGCAGCCGAAAGCCUCAUUCAUGGACGAGCUUCUGGGCUUGACGCGGCUGUUUGUACUUAUGGUAAGUCUUGAAUUUUAUGAUAGGGGUUUUGGUACCCGGGAAGUAGAAAAGAAGCUCUUGACUCGUUGUGUUCUUUGUGUUUUCUUGUAGUUUUUUAUUGAUUUUUUAGUUCUAUGUUCUAUGGCACCGACUUCUAGAUGCUUUUUUUGUUACCAGAAAAUUUACUGUUUCAAAAAUUAUAUAUUUCUAAAGUUUCUCAAAUUAGAAUCUUCUUUAAAAAAUAUACUGUUUCAUAAAAUUGAUAUUAUGAAAAAUUUGUUUUGGAAAAUAUUUAAUUCGAUGCAUCUAUUUUUUGAUGAAAAUUUGAAAUUCCCUAAUUAUUCUGUAUAAAUUUGUUAACAGAUACAUUUUCAACAGAAAAGUUACUGUUUCAAAAAUUUUGUUAUUUUUUGAAUAUUAGAAGAUUUUCAAACAAAAUUUACUGUUUCAGGAAUUUUUGAUAAAAAUUUUGGUUUUUUUGAAAAUUUGAUCUAGACAUUCGAAUGCAUAAAGAAAUUCUGAAUAAAAAUGUACUGUUUCAAAAAUUAUUCAUGAUUUUUAAUGGUAUUUUUUAGUUCCAAAACAUUUUAUAUUACUUAAAAAUCUACUGUUUCAAAAAUCAAAUAUUAAAAAUCUGGUUUUCUGAAAAUUUAGUUACAAGACAUUCAACGAUACAAAACCCCCAAAAUUUUGGCCUAAAGAAAGCUCCUAGAUCCCAGAAUGCUCUAGAGCUUAUUUUCAAGGUUUGGAGCAUUUUGACUAACUUUUGAGCCCCGAACCUGAAUUCAAGAGCGCUGGACUAAUUUCUAGCUAAAACUUGGGCUCUAGGCUCAAUGUUUGAGCCCCGGAGCUCAUUUUGGAGCAUUUUUUCUGAAUUUCAGGUGAAAUUUGUGAUUUUUUCCAUUUUUCUCUAUUCCCGGGUACCCGUGUUGUCUUGUCUUCCCCCAAAAUUUCCCUCUACCCGUUUUUUUCCAUCCAGGUUCCCCAUACCAAGAUUUUGGCUAUCAAAGUUUCACACAUCUCGGUCACGUGGGAACUUUUGGUAAAUUUGCUCGAAAACCACUUUUUCUCAUUUUUUUUUCUCACCAAAAAACAAACUUUUUCUGUCCUUUUUUGGAAUGAUUUUUUCUUCUAUUUUUUUCCGGAUUUCCAUUUUUUAAACGAGUUGAGAGCUUUUUUGUGGUGUCAUUUUAUUCAUAACACUUGUUAGCCGAAAUAUCCCAUGUCCCUUUAAAAAUUUCGCAAUUUUAGGCGGAGUUGCCAGCUUCAAACCGGGUCAUCGAAUUGAGCAUUUGAAGAAUUUGCCGGAUUUGCGAGUGAUUUUGGUGAACUCAAAAGUUGAGAGAAAUACGGCGAGAAUGGUACAAACUGUUAAGGAACGGUUAAAGAAGGUUAGCGAUUUUUUAGGGAGGAAAUUUGAGCCCUGGAGCUUAUUUUGAUGCGUUUUUGAGCAUUUUCCGAGGGUUUCCAGUGAGUUUUGGGCUUCAGAACAUUUUUAGAGCCUAGAACUUGAAUUUAAAAGCUCGGGGCUAAUUUUCAGCCGAAUUUUGAGUUUUGAACACAAUUUUUGAAGAUUUCAAGCAUUUUUUUAAUUUCAAAAAAUCCUAAACAAUUAUGGUAUCGAAAAAAAUCCCCGAAAAAAUAAGUUUCAAAAUUUUAUUUUAGAAAAAUUUCAAGAUCACGAAUUAUUAACUCAAGACAUUAUAACUAGAAGCAAAACAUCUAAAUUUCUAAUAUGAGCAAUGUGCUCUGGAGCUCAAAAAUUAGGUCUGGAGCACAAAUUCUAGAUAUGAUUUAAUCCUGGGCUCAAAAUCCAGAAAAAAUGCUCCAAAAUGAGCACAGCGCUCAAAUUUUGGCUAUUUUCGAAGUCCACAAAUCCUUGAAUUAGCCUAACUCUCCCCAUAUUUUUUGCAGUUCCCACAAGUCGUCGAUUCAAUGUUUGGCUCAAUCGACGCGAUUUCACUAGAAGCUGCAAAAGUUUUGCAUCGACCACUUUUGGAAGAAAACGGAGGCGGUGAUUUGCAAGAAAAUGGACUAGUUAGCGGAAGUCAUAUGUUGGAACAGGAUCAUCAUUCACUUCAGGUAACUUUUGGGAUUUUCUGGGAGCAUUUUUUUAGUUGGAUAUUCUCUUGGUGGAUUUCGUUUGUGCUAGAUUUUGUGAGGUUUUUUCAGUUUCCAAGAAAUUUAAGUUAUCUGGAUCUUAUCCAGAAAAAAUGCUCCAAACUUUUAAAAUGAGCUCUAGAGCUCAAAAAUUAGCCAAACUUAAGUUUUUAGCUCGGCUUGGAUUAAUUUAAUUUAAUUUUUAGAGUUCGACAAUUUAGUUAUCCUAAGUUUCCUCACCAAAAUGCCCAAUAAUUUUCAUUAGUUAGUCUAACUUCCCUUGGUUCAUUCUUCAAUUUUCUAGCCAACCCGAACUGCAUCUGUCCGCUCAUCUUCACUUUCUUCAUACGUCGGUGGUGGAAAACGAAAUUCGUCGGCUUCUGUGAUUUCGCAAGCGACAAGUGAAAAAGGAGAACUUGUCGACACUUUUAGCAAGCUUAAUGUGAGUUUUUUGGUUGCAGAAGUUGUGAAAAUUGUGAGAUUAGGCUUAGGUGUGAAAUUGUUUUUUUUUAAUUUUGGAAAAAAAAUCACUGUUUCAAAUAUUUUUGAUGAAAAAUUCUUUGAUUGAAAUUUUUUGAUGAAAAUCAGAAAUAUUCCUGAAAAAUUUGGUUUUCCACUGGAAAUUUCCAGAAAAUCUCUAGAAAUUUGUAUUGUUCAUAAAAAAUCUGAAAUUUUAAGCCUGAAAACAUAGAUUUUGGUGUAAAAAUUGAUUUUCGAAAUUUCAAAAAAUUCACUGUUUCAAAUAUUUUUGAAAAUUAAAUUUGAAAUUUUAGAUAUUGCUUCUUUGAAAUGAAUAGGCGUAAAAUGUUAUGAAAAACUGAAUUUUUCCUAGAAACAUUAUAUUUUUCAUGAAAAAUCUGAUUCGAGAAUUUCCACUAGAAUUCAAAUUUUUGGUGAAAAUUCCAAAAUAUUCGUGAAAACUUGGUUUUCCACUGAAAAUUUCCAGAAAAUCUCUAGAAAUUUGAAUUUUUCAUGAAAAAUCUGAAAUUUUAAGUCUGAAAACAUCGAUUUUGGUGUAAAAAUUUAUUUUCGAAAUUUCAAAAAAUUCACUGUUUCAAAAGUUGUGUAUAGGAAUUUUCGUAUUUGUGUUAUUGUUACAGAAAUUUGGUUUCUUCAAGAAUUACAAUUUUUUCAUGAAAAAACCGGAAUUCCACUGUUUCAAAAUAAUUUUGAAUAUCCACGACGGCAAACUAUUUUUCUGUGUAAAAAUAAAUUUGAAUAAAAUUUACUGUUUCAAAAAAAUUGUAUCAGACAAUUUCCAAUUUUGCAGGAUUUAUGCCGAAUAAAUAAUCAAUUAUUGAUCGCUUUGGGCGUCGGACAUCCAAAAGUCGAUCAAAUUUGCACAACCCUUGCUCGAUAUGGAAUUCAUCCGAAAAUGACGGGAGCCGGAGGCGGUGGAUCUGUUUUUGCGUUUUUGAAACCAGGUAUGUUGUAUCCAGGAUAUUGUAGGUUUCAAAAUUUUGAUAUGAAAAUUUUAAAGUUUCAAAUCAGAAGGUCCUUCAAAAAUCCAAAUUUUCAAAAACUUCCACGUCAUAGCACACAUUUUCCCAUUUCCAGACACUCCUCAAACCCUACUCGACAUGAUCGACGGCGAGUUACGAAAACUGGGUUUCGACGUCUGGCAGCCGCCAUUGGGUGGACCCGGUGUUGUCGAACAUCAAACAAAACCCCAACUAUUCUCAACACCCGUCAAUAAUGUGGCACCAAAAUAA
Messenger RNA from Caenorhabditis angaria, 11182 nucleotides. The record is from the annotation of a GenBank genome assembly. Lineage: Eukaryota; Metazoa; Nematoda; Chromadorea; Rhabditida; Rhabditidae.